Castor canadensis (American beaver) is the source of this 1481-nucleotide messenger RNA. It is a transcript of the gene Vmac, whose product is annotated as vimentin type intermediate filament associated coiled-coil protein. NCBI's taxonomy places the organism in Eukaryota, Metazoa, Chordata, Mammalia, Rodentia, Castoridae. The record is from RefSeq and is a predicted model, not a curated record.
CUGUGGCCACUCCUAGAACUAGAAUCUGUAUGGGGCGUGGUCGUGCCCUCUAGCCAUUUCCCAAAUAGGAGGCCGAACCGCGUGCCACUAUUUUGGGGCGGGGCUUACCGGGAAUGUGACCAACCCCAGUGCUAGGAUCUUAGCUGGCCAACAUCUAGGACUAACCUGCGGCUGCUCCAAGCACCAGAUCAAGGUGUGCGCUUGGCGAGGGGCCGUGGGAGAACCAAACACAUAACCUGAAAGGGCCUUGAUCACUUAGAGGUUGCAGAGUGUUUAAGAGGCGCAGUCUUUCUUUUGGGACUGCAGGUUCCUGUGAGCGUGGGCAUGCUUGUUGUUCCGCGAAGUGUGGACCAAUCCUGGUGUUAACUUCCUAGGAGGGCGGGGCUUAUCGAGAAGGUGUGACCAAUCCUAUUGCCAGAGCCUGGGCGAAGCGAGCCGCCGAAGGACACGGCCGACUGGGGGAUGUGGCCUGUCGUCAAGAUCUUAAUCAAUCUUGGAGUUAGGCCGGCCUUAGGGGCGGAGUUCCAAGGUGCUGGAACCAGUGAGGGUGUUCCGGUUUGAGCAACGCAAACCCCUAGCACUAGGGGCGUGGCCUAGGGGUGGACUGUGGUCAAUCCAGCAGACCUCGAGGGGCGUGGUCGCCGGGGGCGGGGCCUUGUCAGUUGCGGGCCGCCCUGGGUGGGGCGUGGCAGGGCCUGGACCUCAGCGGGGGCCAUGUCCACGCCGCCCGCGCUACAGAUCCGGGAGGCGAACGCGCACCUGGCGGCUGUGCACCGGCGCGCCGCGGAGCUCGAGGCACGGCUGGACGCGGCGGAGCGUACGGUCCGCGCCCAGGCCGAGCGCCUGGCCCGCCACGACCAGCAGUUGGACGAGCUGGGCCGCGCCAAGGACAGGGAGAUUUCGGCUCUCCAGGAGCAGCUCCUGACCUCUGAGGCCAUGAUCCACAGCCUUCAGGCUGCUGUGCGCCAGAGGGACGAGCUCAUCGUGCAGCUGCAGCCCCGGGCUGACCUGCUUCGUGACAUCUGUCGUUCGAGGCCACCCUUGGCUGCACUGCUGGCUGCCCUGACUGAGGCUGAGCGUCUGGGCCCCUUGCCAGCCAGUGACCCGGACCACUUGCUCCCCGAUGGGCCUGGCCCACCCCUUGUCAACGACACUGAGGAGGAGGGAGACCAGAAACACCUCCAGCCUUCGGUGAUAGGGACCACUGUGUGAGCCCUGGAGCCCAGAUUUCAGAAUGAUGCAGAAGGCCCCUUCUGGCAUCUUAGGGGGUCACUAUUGUCAUGGAGAGGACCCUGGGGGCAGGGCCAAGCUUGAAAACAAGCAAAAGUUCAAGUUUAAAUUUUUAAAAUUUUUUGCAGUUCUGGAGAUCGAAAGGUCAAGUUUUUACAUGGGCCCACAGUUAAAUAUAGUUUAGCCCCCAAAGUUAAAAACCAACCAACCAACCAACCACAGAUCACCGGUGGCUCAUGCCUGUAAUCCCA